Molecule: messenger RNA, 771 nt
Organism: Dermacentor andersoni
Lineage: Eukaryota; Metazoa; Arthropoda; Arachnida; Ixodida; Ixodidae
Source: RefSeq, a predicted model, not a curated record
UCCCACUAGAAUGAUAAGACGACUGGACGCUCUUCGGCAAGACCUGGAGCGCGUCAAGACAGCGUCUGGCAUCGCCUCUCGUAUCGUUUCCCCGGGCUUCACUGUCGCCCUCUUUGCCAGCGUAGUUAACGUCACCGUCGCUCUCCACUGUGCUUCCUCGGGUACCGUGUUGGGCAACGAGUAUCGCAUUUUCUUUGCCGGCUGGGUCCUCCUGCAGAUGGUCAGCCUCACUUGGCCUGUACUGGCGUGGCAAAGAAUCAAGCAUGAGGUCGCAAAGCUGCGAUACGUUGCACAGGACUUUGAGCUGCCCGAUGGUGCCCCAAAAAUUCUAUCGGAACACAUAUUGAUGCUGCUUGACAGCCUUGAAGGUGAUGUUUUCACAAACGCUUUCGGCGGAUUUAUUGCUAUCCAGCCCUCCUUAGUCGCCAGCGUAAGUAGACGUAGUCAUUACGUCGUUGACAUACAGGCCCGAAUUCUUAAACGUUAGUUGUGAAAACUACUUUUCUGUUAGGUCCCCUUAGUUCAAAUGAGAAAUUGUUUACUAGGAGCCGUCAUAGCGAUACCUGGCUUCGGGCUUUGAAUCCUCACAGGGAGGCAGCCCCGGAUAUACGUUGCAUGUUUUUUUUUAACCUUCUCGUCCUGAACGGACACUUUACCUCUCUGCAUGACCCUGUGCUAGCGCUUCACCUACCUGGUGUUAACAGCACAAAACGUAGAAGCGACACGAGACGAGAAUACGACACCACAAGCACUUUUGGUGUCGUCUUUGGU